Molecule: messenger RNA, 1422 nt
Organism: Suillus paluster
Lineage: Eukaryota; Fungi; Basidiomycota; Agaricomycetes; Boletales; Suillaceae
Exons: 3
Coding region: 1-1422 (473 amino acids)
Source: RefSeq, a predicted model, not a curated record
AUGGCAGAUUCAUCCGAAUUUUCAAGCCUAAAAUCUAGACAGAAACGUGUACUACCCUCGCGUUCUCGUCGUGGUGGUCCUGGAAUAGGAAGCUGUGAUGUUGACCUCAUGAUAUUGGACGCGCAGAGACGACGAUUCGAAAAUGAACCGCUCAUUCCGGCGAAUACACAGUUCUUAUUGACCACAAAUUCUACCCUCAUAUCCCAACCCUCGUCCUCCACCGACUUCGGACUCAAUAGUCAUGCAAACCAACGGUAUUUCGACAGGCCAGAUGUUAUUCAAGCUUAUCGAGAACAACAAAUUAUACAAACACCAGAAUUCACUAGUUUGUCGGCAGAUGCUAGCGUUGGGGCUAGAUUCAGACCAAGAAUUUCCGCGGAGCUCCCUGAGUCGGCAGACACCUCUGACGCUGUGUAUGAAAAGCGUCAUCGGAAGUACGAAACGUUUGAAAAGCGUCAGCGUCUCCGUGAGAAGGAGAAGCUGAAGCACGAGCAGUAUAAGCUCAAGGAGAGGAUAGAACAGCUGAAGGCGAUGGAUGGAAGUGCGUUCCUCGGAUUGCCUGCCACAUCCUUCCCCUUGCCGUCUGAGGAAGUUCAGGUUGAAGACGACGAAGACGCGGACCUUGCUGGAGCUCACCUUGACGGUGCAACCAUUUGCAAUGAGGGGGAGAGGCGACGGCAGGAGAUGCUUGAGGUGGCUUCUAUUUUGGAGGACCGGUAUCGCACCCUGCUACCGUCGGACAAGAAGAGCUAUUUUGAUCAGAAGAAGGCGAGCAGGCAGAGCAGUGUCAAUAUCCCUCCUCCAUCGGACGUCCGGCCGCAAGAGGAGCCAAUCGUUAAUGGCUGGGCUUCUGCGACCACCUUACCUACCAAGGCCAACACAUCACUUGUAUUGAAAAUCAAGGUGCCAAAACAGUCAAGCUUUUCCCCAUCAGUAUCCAGCACUCCAGCACCACCCAAGCCCCCAACUCGUCCAUUAUCUUCUUCACCACCCAAAUCGGUAUCCAGAGCGUCUCCAGCGAAACAAAUAUCCAGAGCCUCUUCGGAUACAGAGUCCGUCGAAUCCGAACGACCGCGCAAGCGCGCUAAAGCGUCACGCCUCGAUGAAUCAUACUCUCCACACUCUACUCCAGAACAUGCACCCCGACCUUCGCACUCCGCACCAGCACCCAAACCAGAACCAUGCGUGCUCAUGCAGGCUGCUAUCCGCGCCUCCUCUGCGCCAUCGGCUCGUAAAACGCAUAGACAUGUAACUGCGUUUGGUGCAAAAGUACCACAAGAAAUAGAGGAACUUAGGGACUUCGAGCUUCCUGAGUGGAUACUCCCUGCCGAACCCGAGUAUACGGAAUCUGUGGCUCACACACCAGAUACUGCUGUUGUCGCUGAAGAACAGCCUGAGAUGAAUAGUGCUGCGCUUGUUUGA